AUGCAUAUUGAGAAAUGGGAAAGAUUAUGUGAUUCUAAAUCAAGAGGGGACUUAGGAUUUAGGGAUUUAAAGGCUUUCAAUAUGGCUUUGUUAGCUAAACAAGCUUGGCGUAUAUUGUCGUACCCGGAUUCGUUGUUAACAAGAGUUCUUAAAAGUAAAUACUUUUCACACUCAACUUUCCUUGACGCUUCUACAUCAUCUACAGGAUCAUGGAUCUGGAGAAGUAUUUUGUGGGGAAGAGAUCUAUUAGUUACUGGACUAAGGUGGAGAAUCUCUAAUGGGAAAAAUAUAAAUGUUUGGACUGAUCCUUGGAUUCCAAGAAAGAAUGGUUUUACUCCAAAAAGUAUUCAAAUGCAAAACAAUUUAGAUCUUAAGGUUGCCGACUUAAUUGACGAAGAUACGCAUACCUGGAAACUUCAUAAGAUAAGUACGACAUUUGAACCUGAAGAUAUAGAUGCAAUUUUGUCUAUACCAAUAUCCAUCAUAGGUCUUAAUGAUAGAUUGUUGUGGCAUCACUCAAAAUCUGGAAACUAUGAAGUUAAGUCAGGUUACUAUUUAGCAAAAGGUUUGGCCGGUAAGACUAUUAGGAACUCGGAAGCCCAAGCGAGGAGUUGUCAUUCUUUUCCUAAAAGCUUCUGGGAUUCUUUGAGGAACUUAGAAAUUAAAAAUAAACUUAAACAUUUUCUAAGGAAGUGUGUGAUUAACUCUUUGCCCGUUAAUUAUACCUUAGCUAAAAGAUUACAGAACCUGGAUAAAACGUGUAAGAUUUGUGGUCUUGAAAGUGAAGAUAUAGAACAUAUGCUAUUUAGAUGUCCCCAAUCUCAGCUUGUAUGGAAACAAAGUCCUAUUAAUUGGCCUGAUAUUGACAACAUAACUGACUUUUCUAUGUGGUGGUACAAUUUGUUCUUAAAUGCUAAGCACUUUCCUGAAUCUACUGAAUUAUUAGAUUUGAGUGUUAAUCUUAUGUGGAAAAUAUGGAAAGGUAGGAAUGCUUGGUGCUUUAAUCAAGAAAUGUUAGAGCCAACUGAGAUUGUUUCUAAAGCUCUUUUUGAGUAUGGAAAAUAUAAAGAUCUAUUGACUAGUUGCCUCGCUGCACGACAUUCAACUGGAAAUGACUUUCUGCCUAAACUAACAAAUUUUCAUGAUGAUGUUUUAUUAUUUACAGACGCAGGAUUACGGUGUGAUGAUCGACAUGCGAAUAUUGGUGUUGCGACUUUGAAUAGCCUUGGAAAACUACUUCAUGCCCAUGGAUCCUCAAUUCAAUAUGUUGGGAAACCCAUGACUGCUGAAGCGAUUGCCAUAAGAAAGGCACUUGAAUGUGCUAUUACUCUUGGAUGGAAAAGUGUGAAGAUUUUAUCUAAUGCUAAGAAUGUUGUUGAUAUGAUCCAAAAACAGGUGGCUACUUCAUGGGAGAUAGAAGUGUUGUGUGAAGAAUGGAAGCUAUCAAGCAUGUUAGAUCACGUCGAGUUUCUUUAUAUUCCAAGGAAGUUAAACAAAGUAGCGCAUAGUUUAGCUAAAUUUUCUAUUUCUUUGUUGAAGGACAUCUCCCGGGAGAAGUUUUUCCCNAAAAAAAAAAAAAAAAAAAAACAGAAUCAUUCUACUGCUAGGGAUAUUCAAGAGAACACUCACUGCCAACUAUUGCAGCCACGAAAAUCCUUUUGA
Molecule: messenger RNA, 1662 nt
Organism: Nicotiana tabacum (common tobacco)
Lineage: Eukaryota; Viridiplantae; Streptophyta; Magnoliopsida; Solanales; Solanaceae
Molecular function (GO): RNA-DNA hybrid ribonuclease activity; nucleic acid binding
Source: RefSeq, a predicted model, not a curated record